This is a messenger RNA of Pieris rapae (cabbage white), 2177 nucleotides long. RefSeq names its product protein lethal(3)malignant blood neoplasm 1 (gene l(3)mbn). The transcript has 4 exons. The record is from RefSeq and is a predicted model, not a curated record. Lineage: Eukaryota; Metazoa; Arthropoda; Insecta; Lepidoptera; Pieridae. The coding region runs from base 107 to 1744 and encodes 545 amino acids.
CUUCUGGCAAGUAAAUAAGUUCGAUCGAUCUAUGUAUCGGCACAGUUUCGUGCCGGCAUUUGCGCAAUAGGCCGCAACUCCGCGCGUUCUAUGACUAACUAUAAGAAUGGUGUUCACUAAAGUACUAAUUACUUUAUCCAUAUUAACAAUAUUAUCAAGAAAUGCAAAUGGAGUCGAUAAAUAUACCGAUGAGAACAGACCCUACGAGUUUGGCUUCACAAUAGAUGGUGAACAGCAUCGGCAUGAGAAAAAAGAUGAAAACGGAAUUAUAAUGGGAGAGUUUGGGUUCAUCACAGCAGAUGGAGUAUACCACGUGACAGUCUAUGCAACUGACGAAAAUGGCGCCUUCAAAAUAUUGUCUAUGAAAAAUAUCCGCGUUAAGCCAUAUCCUGGAACUGCUUCUCAAAAUUCACGGACUGGUCAUUCCUUGUCUCUAACAAGCACUUCAAAAACUCCAUCGAGUCCAGUCCAAAGAAAUGAAGCGCCUAACAAAGAUACGCCACUAUUACGAACGUCGCUUACUUCAUCAAUUGAAAGCAACCAUCCAAACAUUGAUGGAACAAGAAUCGAGAAUGGGCCAAAGCCACCAUUGCAAAUAGUAAAACAACCAGCUUCACCUGUACAGGCCUGCUCUCAUUGUAGUUUACCUACAACUACUACAGUUGCACCAAGAAUUGAUCCACCAACUAAUUAUCAGCAAAAUCCAUAUAACUCUCAAGUUAAUCAAGAAGGUCAAAUAGACAACAUUCCAGUUGAAAAGAAAUAUAAUCAGUUUACGAAUCAAGCCUCGCAAAACUACCAACCGCAGACUAACCUCCUAAAUAAUUACCAAGGAAGCUCUCAAGCAAUACCUGAAGUUUCCAAUCAGGGUCUAAAUAGAAGAGCAGAAUUACCACAGCAAGAAUUAAUUCCCCCAAAUAACCCAAGUCAACAAAACUACAAUAAUCAAGUUACAUCAUACGAAAAUGCAGAAACUGAUAAUAGGAUGCAAAAUAUUGGAUCAAACAACAAUUAUGAUAACGCAGACCAAGGGCCAAAUGAUCCAUCAAAUAAUCUUCUUCGAUCUGGAUUCAAUACUCAAAAUCCGGAAAUAAGUGCUCCAAAUAGUGAAAUAGAACCUCCUCUUGGUAAUUCAUAUCAAGGUACUCCACAGAUACCUCAGAAUUAUGCACAGAGUCAAAGUGUCUCAAACUCACCAAGUCAUUCAAUUGAGCGUAACCCGAAAAGUUACGAACCAAAUAUAGGAGUACCUCAAAACACUGUAGGAGUACCUCAAAGCGCUGUAGGAGGUGUCAAUUUAAAUGAAUACGAUACAACAAAGUUGGAACCUCCAAAAUCUCCAAAACUACUAUCGGCUCAAAUGCAAAUAGUUAACAAAAACACGGAUAUUUAUCACAAAAAUCCUGGUGAGAAAGAUGGACUCCCAGAAGGUGUUACAAAAGACUAUAUGAUGGGGGUGUUAUACGUCUUCAACUACACGGUUGGUUUCCAUGGACACUAUGAAAAGGGAUUUGCUGAUGGUUCAAAGGAAGGAUACUACUACGUGACAGGCAGAAACGGAGUUAGAACAAGAGUAGAUUACGAAGCUGAUGAAAAAGGUUUCCGUCCUAAAAUUACUGAAGAGGUGCUUGAUUUGAUUUCUGAUGAAGUGCCAAAACCUGAAACGGAAAAGCAACCACAGUACGGGCUUAAAAGCUAUGAAUUCAAAUGGCUUUAUUUCCCAGUUGGCUCAAAACAAAGAUAAAACGUCUGAAAACUGACCUUGUUCUACUGUUUUCUUUAGUUUGUAUAAUAAUAAUAAAUAAAAUCACUGCCAUAAAUUAAAUAAAAAUAACUAAUAUAAUCCCAUAUAAUAAGACUUAAUUAUAUAAGAAUUUAUUUACUACGACUCGGCUUUACUCUACUGAAUACAAAUGUAUAAUACAACAUAAGCUAUUUUAUCAAAAGCUCAUAUCUAUUCCACAUAUCAAAGUAUAUAAUAAUACGCCUAUUUAUAAAACAACGCAAUUAGUAUUAACUGGUUUCUACUAAUUGUAAAAUUAAUAGAAUUCUCGAAUAAAACAUCUGAAUUACAAGUAUAUAAAACUAGAUUAUACAUAUUAUGAAGUGAGAAAAAUAAUUAUGUAAUUUUUAUGAAAUAAUUAUGAAAUAAAAACACAUCUGUAUGUUUUUGACUA